UCGCCCUCGGCCGCGCGCAGGCGGCCCGCGCGCCGGCCGCCCGUUGCCCUGGCAACCGUCGUGCCGCGUCUUCCUGAGGGAGCUCCUGUCAGCCGGCUGAUCCCACCACCCGCUCCCUACUGCCCCGCUGUUUUCGCGUGGGCUCCGAGACUGAGGGACAACAAAAAUGGCGGAGCGAAGCCAGACGGCUCCUGAGGCAGUAAGAUUUCACAUAAAAAUAUGAAUUUAUGACUUGGGAAGAUCCAUGUGAUUAGAUAAAACUGGGCCUGUGUUGCUGCAUAUUCACUGUUGGCUAGAGCUGAGCAGCUGGUGCCACCUUUAGCAGAGGACAAAGACUGUUCAGUAAUGAUAUGGGAAAUGAUGAUGCCAUCGGAGGGAAUGUGAGCAAAUAUAUAGUGCUUCCAACUGGAUACUGUGGACAGCCCAAGAAAGGACAUCUUAUCUUUGAUGCUUGCUUUGAAAGUGGUAACCUGGGCCGGGUGGACCACGUCUCUGAGUUUGAGUAUGAUCUGUUUAUUAGGCCGGACACCUGUAAUCCACGCUUCCGAGUCUGGUUCAACUUUACUGUUGAAAAUGUGAAAGAAUCACAGAGGGUCAUUUUCAACAUUGUUAACUUCAGUAAAACCAAGAGUCUCUACAGAGAUGGGAUGGCCCCUAUGGUGAAGUCUACCAGUAGACCAAAAUGGUAAGUGAUCUACAGUAUAGAACCCCUUCCUGGUUAGAAAAUUUGACCCAGUUCCCAUAAAUAUAUACACCUACUAGUGUACCCAAAGAAAAUUAAAAAUAAUUUUUUAAAAGAAAAUUUGACCCAGAGCUCAAGUUUAUCUUCUGUAUGGCUGGGAGUCAGACUUUCUGUCACUGGAGAAGAAUGAAGAUGAGUUUCUGUAUGGCCAUUGUUUGGGUACUGUUCUUGAGAAUGUUGGAAAUAUGGUCCUGUGCUUGAAUGACCAGCAUUGAAUUAUGAGAAAAGGCAGUCUGUUAUUUGGUAAGCUUCCUGUCCUGUUUGGCUUUUAACAUGGGAUCUUUGGAAACAUAAUUAAAAUUGGUUCUUUUUUUUCCUAGCAUAAGCAUAGAUUAUGUACAGUAACCUAGGAAGACAUUAGGGACUACAGUUCCGUAGCUUUCUCUUGCUUUGCAUAGUUUUUGUGGAUUUUAAAGUUCUAUUUGUACCAUUGCUACAGUGAGGAAAAGGGGAGUUGGAUAGGACUGGUUAAUAGCUGUAGUAAUGAUGGUAAUAUUAACAUUAAUAAUACUAGUAAUAAAACUACUCCAUUUACUGAAAACCUGUCUGUGUCAAAUGCUUUAUAUUUGUUGUUACCAUUUCUACAAUUUUGCAAAGGAAAUUUAAAAUAUCCCUAUGUUACAGAUAAAAAAAAUUGA
Sapajus apella (tufted capuchin) is the source of this 1380-nucleotide messenger RNA. RefSeq names its product cytosolic carboxypeptidase 6-like. The record is from RefSeq and is a predicted model, not a curated record. The transcript is spliced from 5 exons. Lineage: Eukaryota; Metazoa; Chordata; Mammalia; Primates; Cebidae. Bases 351 to 689 code for a protein of 112 amino acids.